AAUGGAUUAUUAAAUAUUUAUAAAUAUAUUACAUACAUUUAUGUAUAAGAAAUUUAAAGAUAAAUCAUGUAAAACAUGAUAAUUUACUGUUGACUGCUUACAUUCCUGUCACAAUUAUCGAAUGAUAAAUUAAAAAUAAGUGUAAAUAUUUUAAUUCUUAAACUGUAUUAACAAUGUAUCUUAAAGCAAUUUGUUUUGUAAGAUAAUAUUUUUGACUUUUUGUUUUAAGUAAAACGUAUUAAAAAAAAAACAAAAAAUGCCUCCGAAAAAGAAGAAGACUGCUGGUGGUCAGACAGUUCGAUUCCAACCAUCAGAUCAUAGACAAUCGAAAAAAUCUCAAGCUGAAAUUGAGUCUUCGUCUCACCGUCUUCCGGUCAUACCGGCCCUAUGGACUGUAUCUUUGAUAGUUGUGAUCGGUUCGUUGUGCUACCGAGGGUACUUGGACACUCACUUUACUGUUAACUCACCUUUUCGCGGUCCAAAAGUAACAAAAAAAGAUUCCGAUCCUAUACGGUGGGGUACACUACGGCCUGGCCAAUACCUAGGUUUGAGAACGAAAGAACCUAGAGAUCGAGGGUCGGUUAGUGCAGGACUUAUGUGGUAUAAAAACGAGGAAUUGCUUGCCAAAGGUCCGGAUUCAAUACGCUACAAUUGUGAAAACAGAGAUACCAUAAAGUAUGGAUUCAUCGAGCAUAACACUUGUAGUUAUGGAAUUCAAGUCAUUCAGGAGUUGAAUGACAAUUUUGAAGACGUUAAUUACGCCAUAAAUACAACAUUUUUGAGACCUGAACAAAACAAUAAAAAAGAUUGGACUGUCAGAGUCGAUUAUGCUAACCGUAAAAAAUCAAACAAAAACGAUAUAUCGUUUGUAUGGUAUACUGUAAUCGAUCCAGGAGAUGACGACGAUAAAUCUCUUUCGCAAUCUGAAUAUAAUCUGCAAGUCGAAAAAACAGUUGAAGGUUCACAUCUGGUAGCGAGAAUCAUCGGACAUUCUCCUAGUUUAGGUGAUUUCAAAAUGUCGGUCGUUUUUGACAGUGAAAACACGAAAGACAUACAUUCUUCUAUGCACGCUAGUGUCGGUGUUACACAAUGUAACUCGAUGGCCGAAGUGAAAGAAUGUCUUGUGCACGGUACAAUGGCUGUUGAAAAUGAUAAAACUAGCCAAUCCCAACAUCGAGUCGUGUUGACUGAUAAGAAACAAUCGACUGGUUUUAAGAACUUUGUAGCCGUUCAAAUUACUUUAUACUCUCAAACUGGUAGUUUUGACGUUGUUUAUCAACAAAAUCAAAAUUCGGCUGCUUUACUAACUGGACAGAAAUUAACAAAAGUUGCAUCGGUAUACAGUGCGAAAUUUCAUGAAAAAUUUAAUCAUGUAUUUAAAUUGAAAAGUUACUCUAACGAAUAUGUUGAGUUUGCUCGCUCAACGUUCAGCCAGAUGGCCGGAAGCAUUGGUUACUUUUACGGCAACAGUUUAGUACGAGACGAAGAGGCCUUGCUGAAUGAUGACUCUUCGAUAUUGCGCUACUGGAAAUCGGCUUUAUUGACUUCCGUUCCUAGUAGAUCUCAAUUUCCUCGAGGUUUCUUGUGGGACGAUGGUUUCCAUGGUCUUCUGCUAUCCAAAUGGAGUACGGAUUUGGAACUAGAUAUAGUCAGUCACUGGCUCGAUACAAUGAAUUGUCGCGGUUGGAUACCAAGGGAACAGAUAUUGGGGUCGGAAGCUAGAGUGAGAGUACCGAAUGAGUUCAUAGUUCAAAGUUCGACGGCUGCCAACCCGCCGGCUCUUCUUUUGACUAUAGAAUCGAUUUUAGACAAAUUAGAAGACAAAGAAAAAUUCAGAGAAGAAAACUUCAUAAAACACAGAGAAAUACUCAAAAUGAUGUGGCCUCGAUUACGCGCUUGGUAUUCCUAUUUUAACGAUACACAGACAGCCGGAAACAAUGAUGAAGUUUUUCAAGGUUACAAGUGGCACGGUCGCAAUGCUAGUUCAUCGUAUGAGUUAAAUCCCCAGACUUUGACAUCUGGAAUGGAUGAUUAUCCCAGAGCAUCGCAUCCUGAAAGCGCAGAUUCACCAAGAAAUGGCCCUCUGGAUUAUGAAAGGCACUUGGACCUCUUGUGUUGGAUGGCUCGCGCCACGCGUAUUAUGUACAGGUUAGGUACAUAUUUGAAUUUAGAAAAUGAAAACAACGGAGCCGUAGACAAUUAUAGGGAUCAUUAUCAAGUGUUGGUGUCAAACUUGGACCGCCUUCACUGGAGCGAGAGUGGCUCGAUGUAUGCGGACUAUGGGUUGCACACCGAUAGUGUAGAGUUAAAAAAAGUACGCAAACCAGAAGACGGUACUUUUGAAUUUAGGAGAAUCGUGUUGGAACCGCCCAAAUGGCAGUAUGUGGAUACCCAUCCUGGUUAUAAUAGUUUGUAUCCUUUGUUAAUGAGAAUUGUACCAUCCAAGAAAAAAUUAAACGCCAUUUUAGAUAUGGUUGAACGUGAUUUGAUGACAGAUGGCUGUGGUUUGAGAUCCCUAAGUAAACGCUCCAGCAUGUACAAUAUGUACAACACGGAACAUAACCCGCCGUAUUGGAGGGGUCAAGUGUGGAUUAAUAUUCAGUUUUUAACUCUGGGAUCGCUGAACUAUUACAUGGCCGAGAGUAAUAAUAUUUUCGAUGUGAACGAUCUCAUUGACAUUGAUAAAGGAACGCGCAAUAGGUGCCGUCAGCUGUACAACAAGUUGAGGGAAAACAUAGUCGACUGUAUGUACAAUGAAUGGAAGAGAACCGGAUAUGUUUGGGAACGAUAUAGCGACGAUUUGGAAGAGGUUUGGGAAAUAAACAAAGAGAGCGGCGGCAAAAGAAAACGUGUGUUAGUCCACAAAGGAAUUGGAACAAGACCGUUUACCGGGUGGUCCGCAACCGUGCUGCUUAUUAUGGCCGAACUUUACUAAUCGGUAGAGUUGGCACAAAAACCUGUAUGUUUGGUUAUAAAUAGAACAAAUAAAACCCUUAAUUUUGAAUUAAUCAAAACAUUUUCUGGACUAGAUUAACAUUUUUUUAAUAUUAAUAAAAUAUUUUAAUGAUAUUUCUGGCCAAAAAAUUAUUGUAAUAUAUUUUCAAAAUAUUCAAAUUUUUUGCCGUUUUUUUGGAUUUAUGUUUUUUUUCCCAACUCUACUAGUAGAGAGAAAAAGGUACUACCUGAUUACACAAAGUUUAUUCCUAUCGUUUCACAUAUGUAAACAUUUCAAGUUAUUCGUUAUGUAUUUUUUUUGUUUAUUAGGUAAAUUUACUCGUAUAUCGUUUACCAAUUACCAUAUUAUUAUAUUUUUAAACUUCUAUUAUGGUCUCAACAUUUAAUGACUAAUGUACAUAUUAAUAGUACUCCUCGUGUUUUGUAAAUUACCGGUUUCUUUAUUGUUAAUGUAUCUCUUAAAAGGCAACGUACCAUUAAAAUAUGUAAACACACAACACAACACUUGGUGAAAAAAUACGAAUCCCAAUCACCCGUAUGUAUCCAUAUACUCGUAACUUCUUUUUUACUGCGGAUACCUGUUUUUAUUCUGUAAUGUAUUAGGUGUAAGCAGUUUUUAGAAAAAAUGUAUUUCAACUUAAACUAUGUUGUAUGUAUUUGACUGUAUUUUCAGUCUUGGGCUUGUAUUUUUUAAAUGUAACGAAAUGUCAUUACUGGUACGUUACUAUCGUCGAUUAUGUAGUAAUUAAAUUACUUUGUCUAUUAUA
Messenger RNA from Adelges cooleyi (spruce gall adelgid), 3722 nucleotides. RefSeq lists its product as uncharacterized. Gene Ontology annotation, biological process: oligosaccharide metabolic process; protein N-linked glycosylation. Bases 257 to 2935 code for a protein of 892 amino acids. Gene Ontology annotation, cellular component: endoplasmic reticulum membrane. Gene Ontology annotation, molecular function: Glc3Man9GlcNAc2 oligosaccharide glucosidase activity. The transcript is spliced from 5 exons. NCBI's taxonomy places the organism in Eukaryota, Metazoa, Arthropoda, Insecta, Hemiptera, Adelgidae. The record is from RefSeq and is a predicted model, not a curated record.